AUAGGCGAUGUACACUUAAUAUUACAAAAAUAUUGUAUCUGGUUACCAAGUUUAUUCAAAUUUUGAAGAAAUAAGUAUUUAAGCUAAAUUUUUAUGAUACUAAAAUACUGUAUGACGUAUUAAAAAAUAAAAUAAUUUCUUUAACUUUUGGAAUCUGAACAUAUUGUUGAUUAUAUAUAAUAUCUAAAAUGUAACCAUGAUAUUUAUUCAAUAUUCUCUUUGUUGAAAAAUUGUAUUGUAGGUCCAUCUUGUACAUGUCAAAAACAAUUUAUGCAACAAUACAAAGGGAACAAGAAAAAUGAAUCUCCUCUACAGCGGCCAUUGGAGAACAUAAAUGAAAUGUUAAACUGGAUUAAAAAGAAGAAACGUCGUUUGUUUGAAGAAAUCUAUACAAACCAAGCAUCUAUUAGUGAUUUAAAAUCAGUGAACAGUAAAAGUGAUACAAUCAGAGACCUAUCAAAAGAAAGUAUUAACUAUGUAGGACUUCCAAAUUCAUUUUAUAAUAGUACACUAAAAGUGUUAGAGGAAUAUGUGAGGGAUAAAAAACAAAAAAAGAGUAAAUCAAACAAUAACAAUUGGAUUAAUAUAGAAUUAAUGAGAUACAUUUGUAAUUUAUUAAAAAUGUCGCCUAGCGAAGUAGAUAACCUUUCAGUGUCAUCAAACUCUGGUAUUCAAUUAGAACAAAGUAUUUUGGAAAUAUCCAAAGCUAAUUUAGAGUAUCACAAAGACAUUUUAAAUUAUAUAUCAAAGUGCUUGGAUACUAAUCUAAGCGACAUUAGUCAAGACCAGGCUCUAAGUUCGCCUCAAUACAUCGGUUUGUUAGAUAAGCUGUAUAAGCUUGCUGAUUAUUACACAGAGAAGGCACAAGAAAUGCGGAACAUUUGCUUGGAGUCUCCCAGAGUCGAGAUUAAUAGUUUGGAUGAAGAUUCUCUCGAACAAAUUACAGAUAACAAUCCUAGAGAUUGUAAAACAUCCGGUAGUUUAACUUCAGAGUUGUCUGUUGAUGGAGCAUAUGUUUUGGAACAUUUAAGUACACUAUUGGAACAAAGAGGGUUAAUUUGUACUGAUAGAGAAUGGCCUAUUUUUGGAAAAGAUGAUGAUGAUGGCAGAAGCUUAACGGAUCAGCUUCUGGAUAUUAAGCCACACAUUAAAUCCAAAGACAUUAAAGUAGAACGUUCUGAAAAAGGAUUUCUCUCGUUGAUUUUUUUCCUAAGUAGCCACCUAUCAAUAAGAAGUUCCAGGAACUAUAAAAAUAAUUUGUUAACCAUUCAUUGUUUUGUAUUUCAACGUCCAAAUAGAAAAUGUCUUAAUACAAUGAAAUACAUGUUAUUGGGAUUUAUGUAUCUGAUACAAUAGAAUAAAAAAUAAAUAAAAA
This is a messenger RNA of Aphis gossypii (cotton aphid), 1375 nucleotides long. RefSeq lists its product as uncharacterized. NCBI's taxonomy places the organism in Eukaryota, Metazoa, Arthropoda, Insecta, Hemiptera, Aphididae. The record is from RefSeq and is a predicted model, not a curated record. The transcript is spliced from 3 exons. The coding region runs from base 271 to 1356 and encodes 361 amino acids.